This is a messenger RNA of Daucus carota subsp. sativus, 1378 nucleotides long. Its product is annotated as SNF1-related protein kinase regulatory subunit gamma-like PV42a. The transcript has 3 exons. Bases 69 to 1193 code for a protein of 374 amino acids. Gene Ontology annotation, cellular component: nucleus; cytoplasm. The record is from RefSeq and is a predicted model, not a curated record. Lineage: Eukaryota; Viridiplantae; Streptophyta; Magnoliopsida; Apiales; Apiaceae.
GAUACAUGUACAUGCACUCAUGUAAGAAAAAGAAAAAGAAGAUAAAAAUAUCUCAAGUUUGAAUCAAGAUGCAGAUGGAUAUGCAAAGUGGUGGUGUUAAAUUCAGGGUUCUGAAAGUGAGUGAUGUGAUGCCGGCCGAUAAGCGGAGGUUAGUGGAGGUGCCGUACACGGCAACCCUGGCCCACACCAUGAACGCCUUGGUGGCCAACAGGGUGGUGGCUGUCCCGGUGGCGGCGCCGCCGGGGAAGUGGAUAGGGGCCGGAGGGUCGAUGAUAUUGGAGGCUGAUAAGCAAACGGGUGUGGUGAGAAAACACUAUAUUGGAAUGGUGACUAUGCUUGAUAUUUUGGCACAUAUUGCUGGUGGUGGAACGGAUAAUGGCGGCGGCGAUGGGAUUGAUGAGCUUGAGCAGAAGAUGGCGGUGCCGGUGUCUUCGCUCAUCGGACAGUGUCUUGAGAGCCUUAGUCUCUGGACACUCAAUCCUAGUACUAGCAUCCUCGACUGUAUGGAAGUGUUUAGCAAAGGAAUCCAUCGGGCUCUGGUACCAAUGGACAGUCAAAUGGAGAAUAUAGCUGGAGUUGAAUUAGUCGAGUCUGCUUCAUGUUAUCAGAUGAUCACACAGAUGGACCUCUUGAAAUUCUUGAAGGAGAAUAAUUCAUCUGAGCUACAGGCCAUUAUGUCCCGUAGUAUAAAUGAAUUAGGAGCUAUGAGUGGUCAUGUCUUUGGCGUAACUGAGCGCACCAGAGUCAUUGAUGCCAUCAAGUCCAUGAGAGCUGCUUCACUCCUCGCAGUACCUGUUGUUGAAGCUUCAAAAACCUCUGAUGAAGAUCACAAACUGCUCGUAGAUGGCAAAGGAAGGAAGCUAGUGGGUACGUUCUCUGCCACAGAUUUAAGAGGUUGCCCAAUAUCUCAACUUCGAUCAUGGUUACCUGUUAGCGUGAUGGAAUUCACAGAAAAACUCUCAUCAAAUCAGCCGCACCCUGCUGCUCACGCUCCUGAAGAUUUGUCAAGAAGCGGCGCAAGAGAGCUGGUGACAUGUUACAUGGAGUCACCUCUCUGGGAAGCAGUUGACAAGGCUCUAAACAAACACGUCCACCGCGUAUGGGUGGUGGAUGCCAUGGGUUCACUGGCAGGGCUUGUAACUCUUACCGACAUCAUAAGAGUCAUCAGGAGCUCACUGCUCCAAGAGUCUUAGCGCAAGUGCUCUGUCUAUUGCACUCUCUGUUUUAACUUUUAACAUGUAUGUGACCAAGAAACUUGAACUUUUGUCUAUGUUAUGUACUCGUUUGUAAUUCUACGUAUACAAUAUGAGCUUUUGUACAGAAUCUGAGCGUGCAUCUGCUUUAGAAUCCUAAUGGUGGAUAAUAAAUCUGUAGAGAA